This is a messenger RNA of Cucumis sativus (cucumber), 1592 nucleotides long. Its product is annotated as zinc transporter 8. Gene Ontology annotation, biological process: zinc ion transmembrane transport. Gene Ontology annotation, cellular component: plasma membrane. The record is from RefSeq and is a predicted model, not a curated record. Bases 142 to 1245 code for a protein of 367 amino acids. The transcript has 3 exons. NCBI's taxonomy places the organism in Eukaryota, Viridiplantae, Streptophyta, Magnoliopsida, Cucurbitales, Cucurbitaceae. Gene Ontology annotation, molecular function: zinc ion transmembrane transporter activity.
UAACAUUUAAUAUUCCUUUUUUCUUUCCUUCUUCUCUUCUUUCACUUCCUAUAAAUCCCUUCCUCUAUUUUCGUAUACUCUGUUUUUCCCCCCUCCUCCUUCAAUAAGCCCUAAUCAUUCUGUUCAAUCUCCCCCAUCUCAAUGCCAAUGCCAAUGCCCCAUUUCAACCCUCCUUCUCUUCUUUCUCUCUUCUUCUUAUUAUUUCUUCUUCUCAUUCCUUCCGUCCUCGCUGCACCCGAUUGCCAGUGUCCCGAGGAUUCCGAAGAUGACGGUAAACGAGAUGAAACUUUAGCUCUCAAAUACAAGGUCGUUGCCAUAGCUACCAUUCUUGUCGCUGGAAUUAUUGGAGUGGUGAUUCCUUUGUUAGGGAAGCUGAUUCCGGCCUUAAGUCCGGAGAAGGAUAUUUUCUUUAUCAUUAAAGCUUUUGCUGCUGGAGUUAUAUUAGCUACUGGAUUUAUUCAUGUUCUUCCCGAUGCUUAUGGGAAUCUUACCUCCUCCAAAUUGAACGAGCAUCCGUGGGGGAAGUUUCCGUUCACUGGUUUAGUGGCUAUGGUUGCGGCUAUUGGUACUUUGAUGGUGGAUGCGGGUGCGAGUUCUUAUUAUACUCGGAUUCAUCUUAAUAAAGCUCAGCCGGAGUUGAAUGGUGAUGAUGAGAUGCGCGGCGGCGGCUGUGGCGCUCAUGAUGGUCAUGUUCAUGUUCAUACUCAUGGCACUCAUGGUCAUGCUCAUGGCUCAGCCGAUGUGGGUGGCUCAUCGACGGAGAUUCUCCGCCAUCGUGUCAUUUCUCAGGUAUUGGAGCUUGGGAUAGUGGUACAUUCGGUAAUUAUAGGAAUAGGUUUGGGUGUCUCUGAAUCUCCAGAAACAAUAAGACCUCUUGUCGCCGCCAUCACUUUUCAUCAGUUAUUUGAAGGGAUGGGCCUUGGAGGUUGCAUUGCUCAGGCAAAGUUCAAAAACAGGGCAACAAUACUAAUGGGGCUUUUCUUCUGUUUGACAACGCCAAUUGGUAUAGCAAUAGGAAUUGCAGUAACCAAAACUUAUGAUGAAGACAGCCCAAAAGCACUUAUUGUUGAAGGAAUUUUAAAUGCAGCAUCUUCUGGUAUCUUAAUCUAUAUGGCUCUUGUUGAUCUUCUUGCUGCGGAUUUCAUGAACCCUAGAAUGCAAAGCAAUGGAAAGCUUCAACUUCUUGCCAAUGUUUCCCUUAUUCUUGGAGCUGCCUUGAUGUCUUUACUUGCCAUUUGGGCAUAGAAAUAUCCACACAAAAUUCCUUUUUCUUUCUUCUUCUUCCUUUUUUUUUUAUGUUUGAAAAUAUAUAUUCACACCAAUAUCUCAAUUAGUUGAGUUAUUUUCAAGUUACGUGAUAUGUUAAAUUGUGUAUAGUUUAUUUGGUGAUAAAUGUUUUGCACUUGUGGAUUUUUUAAUACUAUAAUUGUAUAGAGGGGAGAUUGUACCUCUCACCUCUUCAAGUUUAUUUGGUGAUAAAUGUUUUGCACUUGUGGAUUUUUUAAUACUAUAAUGUUAGAGGGAUUCCACCCUAUUUUGUUUAGUUUAGAAAAAUUUAAUUAAUGUAAAAGAAAAGGAAUUUGGGAUUUUAA